Fusarium odoratissimum NRRL 54006 is the source of this 3559-nucleotide messenger RNA. RefSeq lists its product as uncharacterized. Bases 899 to 2833 code for a protein of 644 amino acids. Gene Ontology annotation, cellular component: Golgi medial cisterna; Golgi trans cisterna; membrane. The transcript has 2 exons. Lineage: Eukaryota; Fungi; Ascomycota; Sordariomycetes; Hypocreales; Nectriaceae. The record is from RefSeq and is a predicted model, not a curated record.
CCUACCUUAACCAUCAGCCACAACACUCGUCAUUUCCGGAGCCUUCCUAAAGGUUCAAAGAGGACACCCACCACAGAGACUCUCUCGGAAGCGAACCCUCUCGCGGCAUCUUCUCAUGCGAUAGCAAUGGGUGCGAGUGAUUCAAAGCUCGUUUUCAAACGGGGCAUUUUUCGUUUAUCAGAAGAACGGCAUAUCCCAGCGGAUGAUGCAUACUGGACCUCUGUUCGUCGCCUGCUCCACCCAAAGUCCUACUCUACCUUUCCAUGGAUAACUCAUUUACUGACAUGAUAUCACGCAGUUUUGGGAGCUUCCUGAGUCUUCUGAGGAUGUCUUUAGUUUAUUCACACCUGCCGACAUUCGAAGAACUCGGGAUCGAGCACCCGAGAACCUAGAAACCCUCAUCCUCGCCAUCACUUCUCGUUUAUUCAUACUACGUCAUCACCCAUCUUUCCCUGAUCCUGAACUUGCUCCAGAACGCGAGGCCCUGAACUGUAUCCGAGUACUCACACGUAUCUUGCCUUAUUUAUACGAAAAGGAAUCCCUCAGUGACUGGGAGCAACAGUUUUUCUGGGCUCAACGAAGGAAACGCACCCGGCAUGGUGCUAUCGCCAACGAGAUCCUCUUUGACGAAGCUCAGGAGGUUGAGCGCAAGACACAAACUGCCGAGUUUGAGGAGGUUAAACCACUCGCUGAAGAGCUGGUAGACACGCUGGUCGAUCUGCUAUUCUUUUCUGAUCUUACUUUACCACGACAGCCCAAUGGCCGACCGAAAGUUAGCUAUGCGAUUUGGCAGAGUGGAGUAGGUUGCAACACAGCUGUUGCAACAACAAAAGAAUAUGAAAGCAAUCGAUCAGAGAUUCUGCGGCUUCUCUUGACGCUUUCUGGCCAGAGCCUGUAUAUGACUGCUGGUGUCCUACCGCAGAACGGCGUACGGACGUUAACACACUUAUGCGCUUGUCCAGAUAAGCAAGUCGUGCUCUCUGUGCUUUGUUCCCUACUCAACACAACGUUGAAAUACAACCCUGCUACGUGGCGCGUACCUUAUAACACCCUUGUAUUCAAGGACGGCAAGCAGAUGCUUGUGACAUACUCACUACAGUUCCUCUUGGUGCUCUUGUUGUACCCUAUUCCUGAGAACCCAGAGAACCCAUCGCCUAAACACUCUUAUCGUCACUUUCUAGGCCGACUCCACCGGCCCCAAGAUUUUCAGUUUAUUGUUGACGGAAUGACUCGAAUUCUAAACCAACCACUUCAAGAGAAGACUUCAUAUCUUCCAGGUUCUCAGUCAUCUGGCCACUUUGCCCCCGAGAUACUAAUGUUAUUCUGGGAGAUCCUUCAAUGCAACAAAAGAUUCCGAUCUUUUAUCGUGGAUACCGAAAGAGCGCAUGAUUUUGUUGUCCUAGCCCUGUUCUAUGCUCUUGAGUAUAAAAAUGAUGCUACUAAGCAAGGAGUUGUGCGCAUGUGCGCUUUCUUGCUCCAGACUCUAAGCGUGGAGACUAACUUUGGCGUCAACUUGAACAAGUACUUCGAGGGGCAGGAGAGUCUACCAAUGUCUAUUCGUGUACCGGGAUUCCGGGGGACCUAUGCGGACUUCCUUAUCCACUCAAUCUACAAUCUGAUCACGACAAGUCAAGGGAAGCUAUCGGCGAUAUACCCAGCUCUGUUGGCGGUGAUUAAUAACAUCGCACCUUAUCUUGAGGGGCUGAGUAGCACUAGCAGCUCAAAACUGAUGCAGCUGUUCUCUUCCAUGUCCUCGCCUUCGUUUCUACUUGCGAAUGAGACCAAUCACGCUCUUCUCCACUCGCUGCUGGAAUCUAUUAGCUCAAUACUCGAGAAUAAAUACCAAAAGAACCCUGAGUUGGUGUUUACUAUCCUCAAAAAUAAGAAGAGGGUUGAAGCCUUGCGUUCAUUCACUCUGGAGAGUGGUCAAGAGGAAAUUGAGAGAAGAAACAGAAGAAGAAAGGAUUCUGGACACCAUUUUGAUCCAUUCGAUGCUGCAUCUGUGCGCAGCUCAGUUGACAGCUUGAGGAGUCCAAACAGCGCCCAGCCACGGCACUCGUCAUUGGAAGAAGUUCCAGAAGACGGUGCCUUCGCGAUUGGAGACGAUGACGACGACGAUGACGAUGACAGUGACGAUGAGGAACGACAAGAGACUCCUGCACGGUCAACGUCAAGUGAAGCCCCGUCCCGGAGGUCAUCGACCCCCAACGUUGAGGAUGCCGUCCCAACUCAAUUGCGAGGGAUGUCCGAGAAGGCUCGUGGCAAGAUGCCAGCGGGUGUUCCAACCUUCUCGCGGCAAAACAGCACCACCAGCCUAGGCGGGCGCUCGAUAUCAGGACAAUCACAGGCAGGGGCAUUUGAGCCUACGACCCACUGGAUCGACAGCUGGCUGCUCGAACUACCUCUCCACACAAUCCUGGCAGUCAUUCAACAGGUGUCUGCCCUCUUACCGCGACAAGAAUUGGCAGCCGAUAUACCAACACCAGAAACACUACGACGAAUUUCAGGUGUCCAUGUUGUUGGCAUUGAGCCAUCGGCUCCCCGUGUACAUUCUUUCGAAUGGUCCCAGCUCGCGUUGGGUUGGUAUGAGUCUCUGCUAUGGGGAGUUAUCUUUACAAACGAGAUGCAGGUUUCCAGAGGAACCAUGGGCAUAUGGAAUGGUACUGCUAUCAAGCUUUUCAGGGUUCAAGAAACAGCCCCAGAGGGCCCAACACUGACCUCCCCUCGAGGGGCUGUUGACGCUGUUGGUAGCAACAUUGUCUCGCGGAUAGGGCAGAUCAACCUCCGGGGCGGGCCGCAGGGAAACAGCCAGCCGCCACAGCGAAACAAUUAAGGGGGACACAUGAAGAGUUCGACAAGGGCGUUUCCUCGACAACCCUUCGUUGAGCAAUUAGAACUUUCUGCACUGCUUGGCAACUUUUCCUUGAAGAGGGAGCGCGUCCGAAAGCUAAGCAGAUGCUAGCAUGAAGCUAUUGUUUCAUGAUCUGCCAUUGUUGAUUCCAACGGUGUUCAUCAUGUAGGAUAAGAGAACGAAUGGUACAUGGGAAGCGAAUUGGCGGGGUAGUCUAGAAACAGGCGUUUGGGUAUGGAUUGGAGUCAAUCAAAAACUCGCAUUUGCAUCAGAGCGGCUCAGUUCAUGCUGUUUUCUAUGCACAUAAUCACAUGCGCAAUUCGUCCUCGUCUCAUCAGCUGGUGUUUCAAGUUUUGACUCUGGCGCAGCAGCUAACAUGUGGCGUGUCGAGAUGGAGGUGGCUAAUUUGACUCAGGACCAGCCACAGCCAACAGGAUCUAGGAAACCCCCUCCUGGACAGUUCCACACCGAUUCGAUUCCUUGUUUUCAAAAGCAAAAGUUGGCAGAAGUAGGCAAACAACGUGAUUUAUGCCAGCAAAGCCGCAAAGUCAAAGCAAAGCCACGUCUAAUGCCUGGAGUGAUCAUUUCCGAAGAGUGCAAGGGGGACUCGUACGCACCGCCACCGCCGACCGGGGUUCUUCACUUUCACAGCCAAUCACAAGCCGUCCCGGACCAUUUGUGCCGUGUUCCCCAUACGCUAAAGCCACA